Folsomia candida is the source of this 1178-nucleotide messenger RNA. RefSeq lists its product as uncharacterized. The transcript has 3 exons. NCBI's taxonomy places the organism in Eukaryota, Metazoa, Arthropoda, Collembola, Entomobryomorpha, Isotomidae. Bases 337 to 840 code for a protein of 167 amino acids. The record is from RefSeq and is a predicted model, not a curated record.
CUUACUUAACUCCUCAGUUAAGUAGUGGGUAUAUAUUGUAAAGAAAGAGACGCGCAUUAUUUUUGGGCAUUAUAAUAACCCGAUGAUAAGUUGAUUAAGUUGAUAUAAUGAUGUACAUACAUAUGUAGCUUCUUCUGGAAAAGAUCUACUUGAUCUUCUUGACAGUAGUGAAUGGGAAGCCUUGCUGUAGAGACACGUUGAGUGACCUAUAUUAUCCUCUGAAGGUUUUAAGAAUGUAUUAGUUGUACGGAAUUCCAUUUGAAGCUCAUUGAUACGCCUUAAAAUUAUCCACUUGGGAUUUCUCUGCUUUGCCAUCCUCAAAUCACAAACAUCGAAAUGGAUUUACAACAGGACCUUGAGCAGUACAGGCAGACAUGCAUGAUAAAUAUUAGAGGGGACGAAGACACGGAAAUUGUCAUUGAAAAUUUAGACCAUUGCCGUUACGUAACUGAACACAGUCUCUCUGUUAAAGAUCUUUCCAGCGAGGUGGAAGCUAAUUCAGGUGAAAAUCCAAUCAUUGUUCACAUGGAUGAUGGGGAUUCGCCUUCGGAGGAGCAGGGUGGUAAUCUCCAAAAUACAUUCAGCAAAUGCCUUACAAUGUCCAAUAAGAAGAAGGGGUUCUCCAAAGAUAAGGAUAUUCCAGACCGAGACGGCUCAAGGGUGUAUGAUUUUGUUAUGACGAAAACGCUCACUCUUCCUCCCGCACUCAGCCCAGAAGAGGUACAACGUUUACGACGUAAAUGGGUCUGCAUCGGCAGUCUUGCCCUCUCAACGCUCUUUCUCGUCAUCAUCGUCAUCAUCGUGCUCGUCCUAACUUCAACAAACAAUUAUACCAAUUAAUUGAUUUAAUGUCCUCACUACUCGUCGAAUUAAUGUCCCGUUAAUUAAUUAAUAGUGACAUCCGUCCUCUCUUCACUGCUUGAUUGUGUUAUUUUUUCCUUACAGCAAGUUUUGUUUGUUAGUUUAUUAGUAGCAAAAAUCGACUAGUGAUUAUGAUUAUUGUUAGAAGUUUAUAAAAGUAUAUAUAUCGUUAAUUUUCUAUUACGUAUGGCACAAUUUUUCUGAAUGCCAUCCAUACAUUAAUUUCAAAUGACUUUUCCUACCACCAUGUAACCGAAAAGGAUAUAUAAUUUGCAUAAAAAUUUGAUUUGUUAAUACAUCGGUGGAUUGGAGAGCAA